Molecule: messenger RNA, 7008 nt
Organism: Peromyscus leucopus (white-footed mouse)
Lineage: Eukaryota; Metazoa; Chordata; Mammalia; Rodentia; Cricetidae
Gene: Ttll11
Product: tubulin tyrosine ligase like 11
Exons: 9
Coding region: 15-2585 (856 amino acids)
Biological process (GO): microtubule cytoskeleton organization; protein polyglutamylation
Cellular component (GO): cilium
Molecular function (GO): tubulin-glutamic acid ligase activity; tubulin binding
Source: RefSeq, a predicted model, not a curated record
CUCGCCGAAAAGGGAUGAGUGGGUGGAUGUGGGCUUGGAGUUACCCCAGUGUGUGUAGGGCUGGGGAAACUGAGUCUCGUGUUUGCAAAAGAUGUCGCUCCUCACAAGUCCUUCCCCUUCCAGGCUCGGGAGCAGGACAGGAAGGCGCUCAACACCUUUUACCCUCAGCCUCACUGUCAGCCACGCCAGGGCAGCUUCUGGGCGCUCCCCGGCGUCGGUGGGUGUUAGGGCCUUGGCGGCUCGCUGCCCUCUUCCAAGAUGGCCGCCGCCGCCUCUGUGACAGGCCUGGUCACGUGGCGCGCUCGCUUGUGAGGUCGCGGUGCCCCGGCGGGCGAUUGUCCCUUCCCGGGCCCCGUCCCGAGGCGGCGACUAUCCCUGUCAACCGGAGCCUGAGCGAUCAUGGCAACGGGCUCGGGCGGGGAGCGCGUGGCGGCGGCGGCGGCGGCGGUUUGGUCGCGGGCCGGGGCGGCGGAGCGGCGGCGGCGGCGGUGGCUGUGGCGCCGGCACCGACCCUGAGCGCCAUGUGGCGCAGCAGCCCCGAGCGGGAGCUGGCGGCCAGCUGGGAGGCGGACGCGGCGGCGGGCAGGGCGCCCGCGGCGGAGGCGGGCGAGCCGCCGCGCGUGGACGCGGGCGCGGCCGGGGAGCCCGAGCGCCCGGCGCGCGAGGAGCAGCCCAAGGCCGUGCUCCAGGCCCCCGCGCGACCCCGCGCGGCCGAGGAAGGCGAUGCCCGCGUCGCCCGGCGCCUGCCGCCCGCGCUGCCCCUGGCCCCGCCGCGGCCGGCGGCGCGGGCCCUGUGCCAGCUCGCCAGGGCCCGGGGCCGGGGCCGGGGCUACCGGCGCGGCUCGGGCUCGCUGCGGCCGGUCACCGUGGACAGCUCCAAGGCUCGCACCUCCCUGGACGCGCUGAAGAUCAGCCUUCGCCAGCUCAGGUGGAAGGAGUUCCCAUUUGGCCGGCGCUUGCCUUGUGACAUCUACUGGCACGGAGUUUCAUUUCACGACAAUGACAUACUCUCCGGUCAAGUGAACAAAUUCCCAGGCAUGACGGAGAUGGUGCGUAAAAUCACUCUGAGCAGAGCGCUGAGAAUCAUGCAGAACCUGUUUCCAGAGGAGUACAACUUCUACCCUCGCUCGUGGAUUCUGCCUGAGGAGUUCCAGCUCUUUGUCGCUCAGGUCCGGAUGGUGAAAGAUGGUGACCCGUCCUGGAAGCCCACUUUUAUUGUGAAACCGGAUGGUGGUUGUCAGGGUGAUGGAAUCUACCUCAUUAAAGAUCCCAAUGACAUCCGCCUGACUGGGACCCUGCAGAGCAGGCCAGCAGUAGUCCAGGAGUACAUUUAUAAGCCUCUCCUUAUUGACAAGCUCAAGUUCGACAUCCGUCUGUACGUCUUGCUGAAGUCAUUGGACCCCUUAGAGAUUUAUAUAGCCAAAGAUGGACUCUCUAGAUUUUGUACAGAGCCAUAUCAAGAGCCGAACCCCCAGAAUCUGCACCAUGUCUUCAUGCACUUGACCAACUACUCGCUGAACAUCCACAGUGGCAAGUUCAUCCACUCUGACAGCACCAGCACAGGCAGCAAGAGGACUUUUUCGAGCAUCCUCUGCAGACUCUCCUCCAAAGGUGUGGACAUCAAGAAGGUCUGGUCUGACAUCAUCUCCUUGGUGAUCAAGACGGUCAUCGCCCUGACCCCGGAGCUCAAAGUUUUCUACCAGUCAGACAUCCCUACAGGGAGGCCAGGGCCCACCUGCUUCCAGAUUUUAGGCUUUGACAUUCUUCUGAUGAAAAGCCUGAAACCUAUGCUACUUGAAGUGAAUGCAAACCCCAGCAUGCGAAUUGAGCAUGAAUACGAACUCUCUCCAGGGGUGUUUGAAAAUAUUCCCAGCCUGGUGGAUGAGGAGGUGAAGGUGGCCGUGAUCAGAGACACGCUGCGCCUCAUGGACCCUCUGAAGAAGAAAAAGGAGACACAGUCUCAGCAUCCUGAAAAGCCUGUCACUGGGAAGGAAGAUGUGGACUGUGAGAUGACCGGUGACCCCGACUCCAACCCUGAAGCCCACCUGCCCUCGAUUUGCCUCAAGCAGGUGUUCCCCAAGUAUGCCAAGCAGUUCAACUACCUGCGCCUGGUAGACAGGAUGGCUAAUUUGUUUAUCCGGUUCCUGGGAAUCAAGGGGACAAUGAAGUUGGGACCGACUGGCUUUCGGACCUUCAUAAGGAACUGCAAGCUGAGCAGCAGCAGCCUGUCCAUGGCUGCAGUGGACAUCCUCUACAUCGACAUCACAAGGAGGUGGAACUCUGUGACCCUGGACCAGCGGGACUCAGGGAUGUGUCUACAGGCAUUUGUGGAAGCUUUCUUCUUCCUGGCCCAGAGGAAGUUCAAAAUGUUGCCUCUGCAUGAGCAGGUGGCCUCCUUGAUUGACCUGUGUGAAUACCACCUGUCCCUGCUGGACGAAAAGCGCUUGCUGUGCGGCCGGCGCAGGCGCCCCCAAAGCAGUCCUCCCCAGGAGAUGAACGCCAGAACCCAGUCAGCGGCAGGCAGCCUCGCAGCCCGUGUGAUCGGUGCUAACAAGCUGUCUCACUCUAGACACGCUCUGUCCUGAAGACCACCCUGCCCUCCUGGAAGAAGGUGUGCUCUUGCGGGCUCAGUACCCUGGGCUCCCCCGAUCUGUGGGGAGCCACUAGGGUUCCAGCUACAAUGGCCAGGAAUCCUCUGUGUUCUGCAGGGCUCUCGCCUCACAUGGCCAAUUCUUGCCCACCCUCCUCCCGGCACCUCGUGGUGACCCACCCUGCUUGUGAGUCAUCGGUGGAUAUAUGACAUCUGAGAUGUGACAGAUGGCACCUACUGUUCCAGGUUCCUGGGAAGCCCCAACCGGGGCAGUUCUGCUGUGCUUGGGCCCCAGGGGAGCAGAGCAUGGGGAAAAGCAAGGAACUGUGGCUGUGCGGUCACACUUGGGGUCUGCUGGGGCCUCUGCGAGCCUGCCGGUCAGAGCUCAGGAUCUCAGCAGCUCUUUCCACCCACCUGUUCUCUGAGAGAAGCAGAACUAUCAAGAUGGUGGACACCCCAAUCAUGUGCUAUAUGGGUGUACUUAACAGAUUAACCUCACUUAUUUCAUUAACUUGCCUGUUGCAAUGUUUAAUUUAUUACUAUUUAAGAAAUAAUUAAGAAGUAAUGGGUUCUUCAGUCUUCCCGUCCAGCUUCCAGGGGACCCCAGCAAAGGUGGGGUGCUGACCCAAUGGCCAAGCGCCACUGUGUCCCCACCCAGCACUGUGCUGCCAGCCCUGGGUGAGGGGAGGGCUCAGAGGGAGAAUGCAAGGCCCAGUUGAGAGGCAGAGCAAGCAGAAGUGUGUGGAGAGCGUGUGGAGUUCUAGACCAGAGCAAUCAGUGUUCUCGAAUGCUCUGCUGUGGGCAUCCUUGUUGGCCAACCGGGAGCUGUACAGGGCUGUUAAACAGAGCUUUGGCUUAACACUUUUUCUCAAAAUGAGUCUUCCCAAAGUGCUUGCCAGCACGGAGCAGAGAGGAGAUGGGUUCAAGAGGCAUGUGCAGCCGCGCUGAGGUAAUCUAAAGAUGUCAGCAGCAUUCCUGGCGAGAGAUGGCCUCUCUACGCCGCCUGUCAUCUAGAGGUCACAGAGCUGCUCAGUCUGUUGCUCAUGACUUUGGGAGGCUUCAUGCCCUUGAGGAUUUGACUCUAGUGAUGGUUAGGGAAGUCAUUACGGACAAGUUGGCCCCGCCCCAGUACUGUCAGAAUUUCGGGCCACUCUGUUCUGAGUGAACAAUAGGAGACUUCUGCCUCACUUCCAUUGCUCAGCGGCACUAAUAUCCAGACUCACUUUGGUGAACUCACCUUCUGCAAGGUGUGACUGAAAUGAAAGCUAUUCAGAUGGCCCCUUCCCCCUGCAGGGAAGGAGUAGCCCCAGAGAGCCCAGGCAGGCACAGCUGAGCAUGGCAUGCUCUGUGCCCAGCUGUGGCCUAAGUCCCUCUGUAGAGGCCCCUUGAGAGGGCCCAGCCUGCAGACCGGGCUCAGCUUUUCAUCUGUUGGAGGCGGGGCUGCGACCCACCAGCCUAGCCAAAAGGAGCCUACAAGGACACAGGAUUCAGUGGAACUGUUGAAAUGCUGGUCCUACCAGAUGUCCACUCCGUCCGUCCCCCGUCGUCCCUCCCCCCCCCCUCAUGGCAGAACAGGGCCUCCUGGAGCCUCUUGUUCUCCACACAAGCCUCCUGGUGGCGGGGGUGGCGGCUGUGUGUUUCUCCUUAUAUUAUCCCAGGGAACUUUGUCUUCUUAGUUCAGACCUCAGCAAGUCUCUCCCAGAAACAGCCAUGCCUCUGUCCCCAUACCCCUCACCCCCCCCCCAGCUUCUGGAAGGGAGCAAGAACACCAGGGAGCCUUCGAAUCCCUGCUGAAAGUGCCCCAGUCAAGGGCCUUUUGAUCAAGGCCCUCCUCCUCCUCCUCUUCCCUAGGAGCCGCAAGCCCCACAGUCCUGGACUGGACCUCUGGACUCCUAGCACUCUUAGAAUCUGUUGUCAUGAAAACAAUGGGCCAUUUCUUCACUGGCAGGAAGACCCUGGCAGGCCGCUGGUACCUCUACCUGGUCCAGUCAGAUCCCUCUAGCCAACAGAAACAACUUCCUCUUGAGGCUCAGCUCUAGAGCCCUGCUAUAGCUCCCCCCCUCCCCCCCCCACAGAAUGAACAGCUUCUUCCAUAUAUGUCCAGGAACGCAGAAAGGAAAGCCCCUUCACUGACACGCUUAUCUGUGGGAACCCAGCUGUGACUUGAGGGAGAGGCCAGGCCAGCUGCUAAGACCCAGAGGUGCUUGUUUAAGUGACAGGAACUGAGCAGCUGUAGGUGAGGAGACAUGUCCCCUCUCCACAUGCUGUGGAUGCCCUUACAAAUCACAGCUUUCUAAGCUUCACUGAGCUGAUUGGCUGAACAUCCCCAGAUUCCCGAUUGGCUGAUGCCUUCCCCAAGCAUGGCAACUGUCCCAUGAGCCCAUGAGUGGACAAUAGCUUUGCUGAUCCUUGAGUCUCUCCACAGACAGAUUCCAUGGGACCUUCAGCUCAGGUCCUAGGCCUGUUCCUGAGGGGCAUUCCCUCCCCUUCAGCCCUGCACUCCAAGGACUGCUAGGCCGGGUGGCCUUCAACCUGCUCCUCAUGGGUAUCCACCCUGUCCCCCCAUCUAAUGUUACACCACCCAUUCGGAGAGGACAGUCUGUGUGAAUGUGGCUACUUAGGAGUAGAGCUGGAUAGGCAUUUGAAAAACAUUCCAUGCCUUUCUAGAUUAUUCUAGAGACUCCUUUUCUGUGUGAAUGAACAUGUUCUUGGUGCUUCACAGUUCAAAGGUUUCUUUUAAAUUUCUCUUGUCUGAUCCUCCAAGCUACCCAGUGAAAGCAAGGACUGUCAACGGUCCUGACGCCCUCCAAAGCCCAGCUGAGCAGACGUGGCAGCCCAUGUGACAGGAAGCUGCACGUGCCAUCAGAGCAUACCUGGGAAUUCUAGGGACUUGGGGCCUUCCAACUUAUUCUGUUGGGCCCCCAAGGAAGACCCUGGGGCCACGGAGACUAUAAGGACUCCACCCAAAUACGGGUGAUGUCUUCUCUCAGAAUCCUAGGAACGUUAGGAAAGAUGACAAAAAGUUUCCUUGAAUAAUGUUCAUGGAGAUGGAUGAAGCUGAAGCGAGACCCCCACCCCACCCCACUCCUGGCUGCCUUUCAUCUGCACAUAUCUGAAGACAUUCACAGGCUGGAAAAAGGCCCUGCCGCUCCUCAGAUGUCUGGGGUUGGCCUCAUGACUGACAGAGUACUACUCUAAAAUGGUGCAAACACCACACACACACCUUCCUUCCUUGGUUAGGGUCCUUUAUUCCUCAGAGGUAAGUGAGAACUGGGCUGGCUUUAGGUGCCUUCUCUUGAAGCUCAGGACUCAUGAGCUCUCAUCUGGGAGCUGUGUUCCCAGAGGCAGAGAGCUGUCCACACUCCAUGGGGGAAUUUCACCAGUGAGCAAUGUAGCCUGAAACCUACCUAGCCUCCAUUGAUAAUUGUGCCAUCUCCCAUUUCAUUUGAUGAAUGUGAGUGAAAUUUACCCACACACUAUUUCUCACAAAACAGUGCAAUCUUUUUUCUUAUUCUCAGAGACAAACUCUGCAGAAGGCUUUUCAGUUGCCUCCUUUCUUGCUUUCAUUUUAACUAGAAAAAAACAUGCUGCCUCUAUUUACACUUACACAUGCAGACACACACACACACACACACACACACACACACACACACACACACACUGAACCUCAGCAUAAAAUGAUAAAGUCACUAAUAUUUUCCUCAUUUCUGGCUUUUUGUUCCAAGUCUGAUCUGGAGAACGGAGGAACUCACGCUCUUUGUGGCCCUGUUCUCACAAAACCUGCUCACCCAGAAGCCCCUGGGAAACCUUUCCUCCACAAGAAGGGGAAGCAUUUGAACAGACUGUGCCCAGGGCCAUCUCGAGUCCCCCAGGCCUCAGCUGGGCUGCAGAGAUUUUUCCCUGUUUCACAUCAGAACGGAGAAGCCAAAGGAGGCCUGUCUCCUCCGGAGGACCGGGCUUUGGAAGUCUGCCGGGAGUGUGAACUUGCUUGGUCUGGCGCACGGUUGGUGAGUGGCCACGGACCAGUGACGUUCCGCCUUCACACCCAUCCCUCUCUGUGCAUCAGAGAUCAUGUCAAAGUGGACCCAAAGAGCCUGGCGUGAGGCGUGGCACCUGGGAAGUGUCUUCACAAACGUCUGCUGAGGAAGGCAUGGUCUCCAUAGCUGAGAGCCACAGAUGCCGGGAAACCCUGCCCCAGGCCGUGAGCCCUGGCAGGGGAGGCUCCCGGAAGUCUGCUGAGACCUCGGCUCCCCUCCCCCUGCCUCUCCCACCUCUUAAGCCUUUCAAAGUUCUUUAUUAAAUUUUCAUGGCGCAUGUAUUCAAGGCUCUGUUACAGCCUCAGUUGUCUUGGUAACUUCGUAAAAUGCAAUAAUAAAAUGAAGCUGAGGGUCACUAACCACAGGCUUACUGUAUAAACA